UUAUACAUAUAUAAUUUAUAGUGUAAAUUUAAUUAGUUAUUACACGCAAUAUAAAUAAACAAUAAGCGAGAGUGUGACGGAAGGAAAUUCAUGAAUGAAUGUAAUCCAGCGCAAGAAAUUAAUGACGUAAAACUGAACGGUCUGGUACAGAUGAAAGAGAUUGAUCCGUGUGAUGUAUACAUAAUAUUGCUCUGAGGAUGUUUCUCUCUUAGUUUAAGUAUCGUAUUUAAUAUAAACUGAGCAGAGCUACUGGUUGAGUUUACAAAGACGUAGCUUCUGCUGGCGGGUCUAUAUAACUAUAACACAGAUGUAAAGAGCUCUGCAAAAUCCUCUAUCUAAACUACACAACAUCUUGACGCCGCGACGAAUGCUCAGCGGUGGGUGGUUCGAGGAUAAAUAUAACACAACCGCCUACUCAACAGAGAAAUACCGUAUUUUCUCCACAUGCCGACGAGACAACGACGCUAGUCGCUUAUGAAAAACGGCUCGUAUCACCGCCUAACACCAUCAUUAUCAUUAUCACUGUAAUUGUCAUCGGUUAUUUUCCUUCUAAGUGAACAAGUGCUAUUAAAAAAAAAAAAAAAAAAAAAAUUAUACAUUAUUAAAUGUCAUUUCAUAAUAUUAAAUUUACACUUAAAAUAUUACAUUACUUCUUACCAUGUAUUUUAUUUAUUCUUGAGAGUUUAUUUUUUUUCCGAACCCGCUCCACUCGGUUUGCUAAACAGAUGGAUACUCUGUACUGGGCUUUAUAUAGUAACUCUGCUCUAAACUUGAAUACUUAAAAAAAAUAUAAUUGGAUACGACCAUUUCUUCUUGAGCUUUAUGGUACGAGUCCUUAUAGUAACUUACAACAAGUGGAAGAUACUACUACAACUACUUGAACGCAGUAUAAAAUUUUAUACAGACUAAAUUUAAUACAUGAUGGAUUCUGCGGAGAUGGAUGUUGAAUUUGAAACACCGUCCAAGUGUUUGAUAUUACUUUGUUUAAUAUGGAAGUUUUUUAAAUGUAUAUUUUCACAUGUGACACUUGUAUCACUUGUCGUAGCUUAUUGCGUUCUCGGUGCUUGGGCCUUUGAAAGACUUGAAUCUGGUCAUGAGAAAGACGUGAAGCGUAGCAUCAAAGAUAUCCGGGGUAAUGUAACCGAAAAGUUAUGGAUAAUGACACAAUCAGCGGAGAUACUUAUAAGAAAAAAUUGGACGGACGAUGUAGUUGAAAAAUUGCGGGCUUUUGAAACAGAUCUUUUAAAGAAAAUGAAAAAAGACGGUUGGGACGGAAGCGAAGAAGAGGACAAUAUUCAGUGGACGUUUGCCGGUGCUCUAUUUUACUCAAUAAUUGUUAUCACAACGAUAGGAUACGGUCACAUAUCUCCAAAGACUCCAAACGGCAAGGUCGUAACUAUUUUCUAUGCUAUACUUGGGAUUCCCCUGAUGUUGCUAUGUCUAUCGAAUAUCGGGGAUGUCAUGGCCUCAAGCUUCAGAUUUCUUUAUUGGAAAAUUUGCUGCUACAUUUGCACACGACCGCCUAAGCCACGGCGAGUUCGGAGCAGCUACUUAGCUCGAGGAUACAGCGUUCGUCAGGGAUCUGGCCGAGCUGGAUCACGACCAGCGUCAUUACGUAGGUCCGUUAGGGCGAGUCAUAAAUCGACAGACUCGGCUCUUGGUAAUUCAGGAAGCAUGCCCCGAUCAACACACUCCGAGACAGUCGGAGCUACAGGAGAGGCUCAUCGAUUUAAUCCUCCGCGUCGUUACGACGUCGAUGGCAACUUUAAUGACUUUACAAAGCGAUCCACUCCGGCGAGUACCAGUGGCUCACCUCGUCAACAUCAUCUCCAGUCAAUUAGUCCCACGAGACACACUUACGAGCUACCAAGUACAUCUAGAAUCGUCACUGCUAACAGUAGGUUGUCCCGCAGUGGGACAGCGACCUCGCACAAUGUUCCCGGAGCAACUCAGUCGCUCGACAGGCGAUUGCUCUUUGCUCCAAAUUAUAAAGAUGAUCGCACACCAGUUUUUUUUAACAAAUACGCCAUAGAUGACCCACUGCCAGCCGUUCCAAGGCAUCAUCACAAUUACACCGAGGCUGAAAAUCAAAAUAGCCUUUACGAUGACGUUAAUCCAUCACGCCCGAGUAUUGUGACGAAAAACAGACUCAGGCCAGAUAACCUCGCGUUCUCCACAUUGCCUCGGGUCGAGCGAUCAGUGAUAACACCACACAGAUGUUGCUCAGUGGAUCCCUCGGUGGUCGCCAGCGAGCCAAGUCCAUAUCUCGAAGUCUCACGACCUAGAAGAGCUUUUCCCACCGCUGUUUCUUCAAUACGCCGUCCUCGCAGCAAUCUCAGCACUAUUUCUCGAACGGCCAGAAGAGAAGCACCAUCACCGCGUAUCAUGUCCCCGAUGGGUUUCGCCGUUCAUCGUCAAACUUAUGUCAAUGAUAUUGAGUAUGACGAGUAUUACAUGCCCGCGGAAGACCAAACAACAAAGCCCGUGCCUAUUUGGCUCUGUGUGUUCUUGGUCGUUAGUUACAUAUUAGGCGGUGCUGUUUUAUUUAACGAGUGGGAAAAUUGGAUCUUCCUUGACUCGGCAUAUUUCUGUUUUAUAACUCUAACCACUAUAGGCUUUGGUGAUUUCGUACCAGCUCACAGACUGCAUGCUCACCAAGGAAUAGCGCUGUGCUCGCUCUACCUCCUCUUCGGUAUCGCCCUACUUGCAAUGAGUUUUAAUUUGGUUCAGGAAGAAGUAAUAACAAAUGUUAAGAGCGUCGCCAAGCGACUGGGAAUCAUUAAGGAGGAUGAAGACGAUGAUGAAGAUGCUAUCGAUGACGACUUUGACGUCGUUAACGACGAAUAUGAUGACGGAAACGCCUCCGAGUAUGUUGAUUAUCAUCCCAGUAAUCAUCGCGGUUACAAUUACAGUCACCAUGAUCUCGAAAUGUCCUAUGAAAACGGUGCCGACGUCAACGACGAUGAAGAUGCUGAAGAAAUAGAGGAAGGUGAUUUCUCAUAUGACAAAAACUCCGGUAUCUUUUUCUUCCUCUUUUCUUGUCUGGUCAUAAUGAUGGACGAGGAGACAAAGUGGUCAACAAACGCUCCAAUUCCUGGUGGAGAUCGGGGCCGAGGACUGACAACAAAUGCCAGCUGGAGCAGCCAGCGGAAUUCCUCGGUCCGUAGGCAACAGCGCAGCUCAUCCAGAUCCAGGCGCAGCGAGUUAAGGGAGAGCGUGAUCAGGCGAAAAAGAAAAAGACACAAACCUCUGGGUGAAAAAAUCGGCGAUUGGUUUCGUGCAUUUUUAGCUUUUUUAUUUAGCAAUGUAGGUAUUGUGUGUCUGGUGGUUGGUUACACCAUCGCCGGGGCAUUUAUAUUCGAAGCAAUCGAGGGCUCACACAAUCGUAAAAUUGGAAAUGGCUAUGACGUACCCAGUUCACGAAAUGAAACCGCGCUUCAUCUGUGGAAAUUGACGACCAAGGAAAAUAUUUUCUCGGAGAAACUAUGGAAGUCAAAGGUGGAUACCAUUCUAAAGAGCUAUCAGGAUAUAGUCGUUGAUGCGGUUAAAAAUGAAUGGGAUGGUUCAGACUCGAUGGAGAAUCGAAAGUGGAGUUUUGCGGGCGCUUUCUUGUACUCCUUGACGGUCAUUACGACAAUUGGUUACGGCAAUACGUGUCCUCGAACCAUGUGGGGCAAGGUGAUUACAAUCGGGUACGCGAUCGCCGGAAUGCCCCUAUUUCUUCUUUACCUAAGUAACAUCGGGGAUAUACUUGCUAAAAGUUUCAAGUGGUCUUACGCCCGUUGCUGUCUAUGCAGAUGUAGAAAGAGGCCACGCGAGUCUCGUGAUCGCCGAGUAACUGGCUCAAGACGAUCACUCGGUCAGUCUUAUCGAAAGAACACCUGUCAGUCUGUACAGAUGGUGAGAAUGCAAUCUGGACGUGAUGGGGCGGCAUUCGACACCGUUAGUAUGGACAAUGAGAUUGAGACUGCUUCUAAAACAACGACAAGCGAUCAAGGUAAUGACAACGACGACGAGGAUGAAGAAGAAGAUGAUGAUGAUGAUGAUGCUUCCAGUGAGGAUGAAGAUAACGAUGAAGAUGAUAAUGAUGAUGACAGCAGUGAUCGUUACGAUCCUAAGCGUAUUACUGUUCCAUUAACUCUUUGUCUGAGUAUCAUAGUCGGAUAUAUUUGCGGAGGAGCAUUUCUUUUCUCAGAAUGGGAAGAUUGGAAUUUUCUCGAUGGUUCGUACUUUUGUUUUAUCUCCCUUUCAACAAUCGGUUUCGGUGACAUAGUUCCAGGCGACAAAAUUUAUUCCUCUGACGGCGUGUUCGACCUCUCUUUUAUCUUCUGCUCUAUGUACCUCAUGCUAGGUAUGGCUUUAAUAGCAAUGUGCUUCAAUCUAAUGCAAGAGGAGGUAAUAGCAAAAAUACGAUCGUUGACACGAUCAGUUAAGCAUGUCCUUCGCUGUGAUCGUUAGCUUUGUGAAAAUGGAUAAAAAAAAAUAUUUUUAAAAAUAAACUGGCUCAUCUGACCUGAUGACACACAAUAAACCGAUCAAAAGAACAUCAGUUUGACUGAAAAAGACAUUUGGACUUGGCGGUCCUCCAAUACAAUCAAUGUCCUACUACUCAAUAUGUUGUUAUGGAAUAUAUAUAUCUUUAUCGAUCAACAUUUCUUGAUAUAUUAUUACAAGCAUAUACACACUGCCGGAUAACAUAGAUCCUGAAAAUCUGGCAUCCGACGGCAAAGCCGAGGUAGUUGAAAGCCUCCAACAGCAGUGUAACAGUACAACUGUACCAGUACCAGGAACAUCAGCGGUGGCUGUAUGCUACCAGCAAGUCAUCAUUGAAUUGAACGUCCUUCUCCGCCACCCUUGCGUACUCUAGCAAUUGUGUGUUCUCUCCUAUCCCGAGAACUCUGGCAAACUUCCAAUUUAUUUGUACGACCUAUCAAACUAUAUCUAUGCGCAGCCAACUCGUUAUCGAUGAUUAUAUCGUGUGCUUAAACUGUCAACUGCUCUUGUUAAUCGACUUGUCUGGUUAUUUUAGUAUCGUAAGCGUUUAUGGAUAACAUUAAAACGGGGUACUACUGUAGGAAAUAGUACUGUAGUGUAUAAUAUUACACCUACGCAAGCUUAAAGGAUUCUCUCCUCUCUGAUACAUCUUGUGGAUACAUCUUAUGGUGCGCUCAUGCGUCCUGGACCAUGUACAUUAAACCCAACUGUACUCACCAUGUCCUAUAUAUCGAAAAGUUACCCGGCAAAGUCGAGCCAGCAUCGUCCAUCAGACCGUCGUCGAUUCUGCGCGGAUUUCUCUACUACAUAACGAGUGAGACUCCCUCGCACCUUCAGCACACAUUUCUCCGCGGUACUAUCAUGUAGUUCAGUGCGAUGGUACUUGCAGUACGGCAAGGGCGUUUUCUCGUCGAGCUUCAAUUUCUAUCCUAAAAUGGCCCUCUGCUAGUACCAUUGUUAUCUCCAAGAUAAUGUACCAUCAUCAUCAUCAUCAUCAUCAUCCUUCUCCUCCUCUGUUGUUGCCACGGGUUCAACAAUCUUAAAUAUCUAAAGUUAACAGAUAAAAAUAAAUAAACAUGUGCGUGUGUAAUUAUUGUAAAUUAUUAUUAUUAUUAUUAUUAUUAUAAAUAGUAUAUUUAUAAAUUCAGUUCAUCUGUUGGCUAUUAUGACCGUUUAAAAUUGUAUUAAGGACUCUUCGUAAGCGAGCAAGGUAAUCAGUGCUAGAUAUAAUUGCGCAUAGACAAUUAAAUGCGGUGAAAUGCGGAAUAAAGUAGUUGUACUACUCGUUCGCUGGACUUUGCGGCCUCAUUCUUCAGCACAUACAACAACACAUUUAUAACUCCAUCAGCAAUCGGAUGAAAACAAUUUCCAUAUGGAUAAAAUUCGACUGAAGGAAAUAUCACAAGGAUCCAUCAAAAUAUCUGGUGAAUAUGCUGAUGCCUUAUUGUUACUGUUACUAAAGAGAUGGUGUUUGUACAUGCCAAGAUUAUCAUUAACAAAAGCAGCAUCAUCAUCAUCUUGUCAUCAAAUAAUUCCAUGUCAUCUAACGGGUAUUAUCAGAAUGACAAUAACCAGGGAGAUAAUAAGAGCAACGUAGGACUACCUACUGGUAUAUUGUCCAGUUGUUGCUG
Molecule: messenger RNA, 6125 nt
Organism: Cotesia glomerata
Lineage: Eukaryota; Metazoa; Arthropoda; Insecta; Hymenoptera; Braconidae
Exons: 19
Coding region: 919-4458 (1179 amino acids)
Biological process (GO): stabilization of membrane potential; potassium ion transmembrane transport
Cellular component (GO): membrane
Molecular function (GO): potassium ion leak channel activity
Source: RefSeq, a predicted model, not a curated record